AUGGAUUAUAAUAAGAGAUCAUCUGUAUCGACAGUCCCCAAUACAGGUCCCAUAAGAGUCGGGUUUAUUGGCUUGUCCUCGUUCAAAGGUUGGGCAAUCAAGACACACUAUCCUGCAAUUCUACAAUUAUCAUCACAAUUCCAAAUAACAGCUCUUUAUAAUCCUGAUAUCGGUACAGCAUUAUCCACUAUACGAACUUUGAAAUUGAGUAACGCUACUGCAUAUUCUACUUUAGAAUCAUUUGCAUCUUCAGCUAAUGUUGAUAUGAUUGUCUUAAGUAUACAAGUUUCUAAAAACUUUGAAACAUUAAUCCCAUUACUAGAGUAUUCGAAGACGAACCCAAAUUUAAAAUAUUUAUUUGUGGAAUGGGCAUUAGCAUGUUCUGUACAAGAAGCUGAAACAAUUUAUAAGAUGGCUGCUGAAAGAGGCUUACAAACAAUCAUAUCAUUACAAGGUAGAAAAUCACCAUAUAUUUUACGCGCUAAAGAAUUAAUUCAUGAAGGUUAUAUUGGUGAUAUUAAUUCCAUUGAGAUUGCAGGCAAUGGUGGUUGGUAUGGUUAUGAAAGAUUACAAAAAUCUCCAUCAUAUAUUUAUGAGCUGGGGAAAGGUGUUGAUUUAGUCACAACAGCGUUCGGUCAUACUAUUGAUCUUUUACAAUAUAUGACAGGAUCAUAUUUUUCAAGAAUCAAUUCAAUGGUUUUCAAUAAUAUACCAGAACAAGAUGUUAUAGAUGAACAUGGGAAUAGGACGGGUCAAAGAGUUUCAAAGACUGUUCCAGAUCAUCUUUUAUUCCAAGGAACUUUAUUAAACGGGAAUGUACCUGUUUCAUGUAGUUUUAAAGGUGGGAAACCGACAAAGAAAUUUACUAAAAAUUUAGUUAUUGAUAUUCAUGGAACGAAAGGUGAUUUGAAAUUAGAAGGUGAUGCCGGAUUUGCAGAAAUGUCCAACCUUGUAUUAUAUUAUAGUGGUAUAAGGGCCAAUGAUUAUCCUGUAACCAAUAAUAAUAACAGUAAUGGCAAUGACUCUACUAAUAAUAACAAUAAUGGACCUAAUGGGUACGACGCAGGUAAAGAAAUAAUGGAAGUUUAUCAUUUAAGAAAUUAUAAUGCAGUAAAUGGUAAUAUUUUCCGACUUUAUCAAUCGAUUGCAGAUUUCCAUUUUAAUACAAAACAAAUACCUCAUUUACCAACUCAAUUCAUUAUGCAAGGAUUUGAAUUUGAAGGAUUCCCAACUUUAAUGGACGCUCUGAUUCUUCACCGACUAGUAGAUAACGUUUAUAGAAGUAAUAUAUUAGGAUCCACUUUAGAUGUAUCCAGUAUAUGUCGAUAUCCAUAA
Naumovozyma dairenensis CBS 421 is the source of this 1335-nucleotide messenger RNA. It is a transcript of the gene GAL80, whose product is annotated as transcription regulator GAL80. Gene Ontology annotation, molecular function: nucleotide binding. NCBI's taxonomy places the organism in Eukaryota, Fungi, Ascomycota, Saccharomycetes, Saccharomycetales, Saccharomycetaceae. The record is from RefSeq and is a predicted model, not a curated record. Bases 1 to 1335 code for a protein of 444 amino acids. The transcript has a single exon.